Molecule: messenger RNA, 5640 nt
Organism: Bactrocera tryoni
Lineage: Eukaryota; Metazoa; Arthropoda; Insecta; Diptera; Tephritidae
Gene: unc-104
Product: kinesin-like protein unc-104
Exons: 28
Coding region: 133-5196 (1687 amino acids)
Biological process (GO): microtubule-based movement
Molecular function (GO): ATP binding; microtubule motor activity; microtubule binding
Source: RefSeq, a predicted model, not a curated record
CAGGCGCAUUCUUCAAAGGCAAAUUUUGCUGAACUUCCUGACCUCAUAGCAUAAGUAAGCUUCGGAUUUGGGAUACUCCCACUCAAGCUUCUAGUGCGUUAUUAAGGCCUUUGGGCCUCUCUCACCGCCAAAAUGUCGUCCGUUAAGGUGGCGGUUCGAGUGCGACCCUUCAAUUCGCGUGAAAUCGGUCGAGAAUCAAAAUGUAUAAUUCAAAUGAGCGGUGCAACCACCGCUAUCACAAAUCCCAAAGUACCAAUAAACAGCAGCGAAGCCAUCAAAAGCUUCAAUUUCGAUUAUUCCUAUUGGUCACACGAUCCACGGGAUCCCGAAUUCUCCACGCAAGAGAUGGUCUACAAGGACAUCGGCGAGGAGAUGCUGCAACACUCCUUCGACGGCUAUAAUGUAUGCAUAUUCGCCUACGGUCAAACCGGUGCCGGCAAAUCAUACACAAUGAUGGGCAAACAGGAGGAGCAUCAAGAGGGCAUUAUACCGAUGAUUUGUAAGGAUCUCUUCAAUCGUAUACAUGACACGGAAACAAACGAACUCAAGUAUUCGGUUGAGGUUUCAUAUAUGGAAAUCUAUUGCGAACGUGUACGCGAUUUAUUAAAUCCGAAGAACAAAGGUAACUUGCGCGUACGUGAGCAUCCAUUGCUCGGUCCAUAUGUGGAGGAUUUAUCCAAGUUGGCCGUCACCGACUAUCAGGACAUACACGAUCUCAUCGAUGAGGGCAACAAAGCGCGCACCGUGGCCGCUACCAACAUGAAUGAGACCAGCUCUCGCUCACAUGCCGUUUUCACCAUAUUCUUUACCCAACGUCGUCACGACAAUAUGACCGAUCUGACCACCGAGAAGGUUUCGAAAAUUAGCUUGGUCGAUUUGGCUGGUUCCGAACGCGCGGAUUCGACAGGCGCUAAAGGCACACGUCUAAAGGAGGGUGCCAACAUCAAUAAGUCUUUGACAACACUCGGCAAAGUUAUCUCGGCCUUGGCCGAAAUUGCUUCUAAGAACAAGAAAUCAAAGAAAGCCGAUUUUAUACCUUACCGCGACUCCGUUUUGACCUGGCUGUUGCGCGAAAACUUGGGUGGCAACUCUAAGACCGCCAUGAUUGCCGCGAUCUCCCCAGCUGACAUUAACUAUGAUGAAACAUUGAGCACAUUGCGUUAUGCCGAUCGCGCCAAACAGAUCGUUUGCAAGGCCAUUGUCAACGAGGACGCCAAUGCCAAGCUUAUACGUGAGCUCAAGGAAGAGAUACAGAAGCUGCGCGAUCUCUUGAAGGCCGAGGGCAUUGAAGUGCAAGAAGGGCCCGAUGGUAAAGUGGUUUGUGAGAAGCGCGAUCCGAAUAAAGAUGAAAUGACCAAAUCGGGCAGCGGACCAAUAAAGUCGCCAACAAAGACACGCAAUCGCAACGGUUCGACUACCGAAAUGGCAGUGGAUCAGCUGCAGGCCAGCGAAAAAUUGAUUGCAGAACUCAACGAGACUUGGGAGGAAAAAUUAAAACGCACCGAAGAGAUACGCUUGCAACGCGAAGCUGUCUUCGCUGAAAUGGGUGUAGCCGUCAAGGAGGAUGGUGAUACCGUUGGUGUAUUCUCACCAAAGAAAACACCACAUUUGGUCAAUCUAAAUGAAGACCCGAACUUAUCGGAAUGUCUACUCUACUACAUUAAAGACGGCAUUACGCGUUUGGGCACACACGAGGCCAAUGUGCCGCAAGAUAUACAAUUGUCCGGUUCGCAUAUUUUGAAAGAGCAUUGUACUUUCGAAAAUCGUAGCAGUACCGUUACGCUCAUACCGCACAAAGAUGCUUUGGUCUAUUUGAAUGGACGCAAAUUAGUCGAACCGGAGGUGUUGAAGACCGGCUCGCGUGUUAUACUCGGUAAAAAUCAUGUAUUUCGCUUCACCAAUCCCGAGCAGGCGCGUGAGUUGCGCGAUAAGAUCACUGAGAAUGCCGAGAACGAGAAUGAGACGGAGAAGUGCGACACCCAGCAGGUGGACUGGAAUUUCGCACAAUGUGAAUUGUUGGAGAAGCAGGGCAUAGAUUUGAAGGCCGAAAUGCAGAAGCGUUUGGAUAAUUUAGAGGAACAGUACAAGCGUGAGAAGAUGCAGGCUGAUCAGCAGUUCGAGGAGCAGCGUAAGAAUUAUGAAGCACGCAUUGAUGCGCUGCAAAAGCAAGUCGAGGAGCAAUCGAUGACCAUGUCGAUGUACAGCAGCUACUCGCCCGAAGAUUUCCACCAGGAGGAAGAUUUAUACACCAAUCCACUGUAUGAGUCCUGCUGGUCCGCACGCGAAGCCGGCUUGGCUGCUUGGGCAUUCCGCAAAUGGCGUUACCACCAAUUCACCUCAUUGCGCGACGAUCUCUGGGGCAAUGCCAUAUUUUUGAAGGAAGCAAAUGCCAUUUCCGUAGAGUUGAAAAAGAAGGUGCAAUUCCAAUUCACACUGCUCACCGACACGCUCUACUCACCACUACCACCUGAGCUGGCCUCAGCCGCUACGCCAUUGCAAAGCGAGGACGAGUUUGGCGCGCCACCAGUUUCGAAAACCAUUGUGGCUGUAGAGGUGACCGACACCAAGAAUGGCGCCACACACUAUUGGUCCUUGGAGAAAUUGCGACAACGCUUGGAGUUAAUGCGCGAAAUGUAUCACAACGAGGCUGAGCUCAGCCCUACUUCACCGGAUUACAAUGUGGAGAGUCUCACAGGCGGCGAUCCCUUCUAUGAUCGCUUUCCCUGGUUCCGUAUGGUCGGACGCUCGUUCAUCUAUUUGAGUAAUCUGCUAUAUCCGGUGCCAUUGGUGCAUAAGGUGGCUAUUGUUAAUGAACGUGGCGAUGUGCGUGGCUACUUGCGCGUUGCGGUGCAACCAGUUUUGGAUGAGGAGUCCAUUGACUUCAAUAAUGGCGUUAAGCAAUCGGCGCGCUUAGUUUUCAACGAAGAUGAUGCCAAGCCAAAGUAUCGCGCUCUGAACGAGAAGGAUGAUGUGCAGCGUUAUAUCGAUAACGGUGGUUUGGACAGCAAGCUUGAAGAACUUGAGGAUGCUGAUUCCGGACGUGGCAUUGAUUCAAACUCAGCUUCUGAGUGCCAGGAAGCCAAUGAAGAGCCCGGCGAGCAUUUGCAGGUCGGCAAAGAGUUCACAUUCCGCGUAACCGUACUACAAGCUACAGGAAUAGGCGCUGAAUAUGCUGAUAUUUUCUGUCAGUUCAACUUCUUGCAUCGUCACGAGGAGGCUUUCUCCACCGAACCGGUCAAGAAUUCUGCAUCGGGCGCACCACUUGGCUUCUACCAUGUGCAAAAUAUUACUGUACCAGUUACCAAAUCGUUUAUUGAAUAUUUGAAGACACAACCGAUCAUGUUUAAGAUCUUCGGACAUUACCAAACACAUCCUUUGCAUAAGGAUGCUAAGCAAGAAUUUGUCUCGCGACCACCACCACGUCGCAUGCUUCCACCAAGCAUUCCCAUAAGCCAACCGGUGCGCAGUCCCAAAUUUGGGCCACUGCCAUGCCCAUCGACGUCAACAGUUUUGGCCAAGCAUGACGUCUUGGUUUGGUUUGAAAUAUGCGAAUUGGCUCCGAAUGGCGAAUAUGUGCCAUCGGUGGUUGAGCAUAGCGACGAUCUUCCAUGCCGUGGUCUAUUCCUACUCCAUCAGGGCAUACAACGCCGCAUACGUAUCACUAUCGUACACGAACCGACAGCCGAAGUGAAAUGGCGCGAUAUACGUGAGCUAGUGGUUGGACGUAUACGCAAUACGCCCGAAUCUUCGGAUGACUUGGAUGAGGACUCGUGCGUUUUGUCGUUGGGCUUGUUCCCCGGUGAAACUUUGGACGUACCCGGCGAUGACCGUUCAUUCUAUCGUUUCGAAGCUGCUUGGGAUUCGAGCUUACACAAUUCCACUCUGCUGAAUCGCGUUACACAGGCUGGCGAGACAAUUUACAUUACUUUGAGUGCUUAUUUGGAGCUCGAGAACUGUGCGCGCCCUGCUAUAAUCACCAAAGACCUCAGCAUGGUCAUUUACGGACGCGAUGCACGCACCGGUCCACGUUCGUUGAAACAUCUAUUCUCCGGACAGUAUCGCAAUCCGGAAGCAAAUCGUUUGUCUGGCGUGUAUGAGUUGUCAUUGCGUAGAGCCUCUGAAGCAGGUAGUCCAGGUGUGCAACGACGUCAGCGACGCGUCUUAGAUACCAGUUCGACUUAUGUGCGCGGCGAGGAGAAUCUCUCUGGCUGGCGGCCACGCGGCGAUUCGCUCAUUUUCGAUCAUCAAUGGGAGUUGGAAAAGUUGACGCGUCUCGAGGAGGUGGGACGUGUACGCCAUUUGCUGUUGUUGCGCGAACGUCUCGGCAUGGAUACAAAUCCAAAUCCCACAACCAAAACAGAGAAGGACGUCUGUAAUUUGGCAGCGCGCGCCGCCACCUCACCGGUACAUAUGGUCAUACCGCCAUCACCACAGACACCCGUUAAGGAUCCACAACAGAUUGUGCCCGAACGGGAGUACAAUCAAAGAGAGCAGGAGUUGAUGAUGAAGUGCUUGAAGCUGGUGCAGGGCACCUACAAUAAAGCAACAGAUCCCACAGCAGAGCCAGCCACACAGUCGGAUGUGUCGCCGAGUGAUGAGGGCUGCGCCGACAUGACCGUUAGCUGCAUCUCCAGCAACUCUAUCGAAACAACACCAAAAAUUAGACGAAGGUUAUGUUCGCCCGAUCGCGCUGAUGCGCCCAACGGUUGGGAAGCGCCAGCACCCGCUACACAGCCGGCAUUACCGCUACGCUUGUACGUACCCGAGUUGGAGGAGAUUAGGGUGAGCGCUGUGGUGGCGCGCAAGGGUGUGCUGAAUGUAUUGGAACAUGGCGGUUCGGGCUGGAAGAAGCGCUGGGUGAUUGUGCGACGCCCUUAUGUUUUCAUCUACAAGUCCGAGAAGGAUCCAGUGGAACGUGCAGUAUUGAACUUGGCGACCGCACAGGUUGAGUGCAGUGAGGAUCAGGCUGCGAUGGUUAAGAUACCCAACACAUUUAGUGUGGUCACUAAACAUCGUGGUUAUCUGCUGCAAACAUUGGGCGAUAAGGAGGUACACGAUUGGCUAUAUGCCAUAAAUCCGCUACUGGCUGGACAGAUAAAGUCAAGACUGGCACGUCGCACACUGGAGUCGGCAUCGCAAACCGCAUCACAAAUUCAAGCCACAACGGCGUCAAAUGCACAGACAAACAACAAAUGAGAUACAAUUACGAUGGAAUCCGUAUUAGUGUUUUAAGGACAGCGUGUUUCUGAACAGUAUAUGCAAAAACAAAAACAAAAACAAUAUGAGAUUACAACAAAGGAAUAAUUAUGUAUUAUUUAGCUAUAAAUAUUAAGAUAUACAUAUAUAUACACACACACAUACAUGCAUAUAAAGCGUUAUAUGCAUGCAUAUGUGCACAUAAACACACACACAUACAUACAUAUAUGACAGGCUCAUAUAUUGUACCAUAUGCUGGCGAGGUGAAAAUGAAACUAAUGAUUACAGGAAAGUUAGCUAAAAGUAAAAUAGUGAAAAGGAAAUUAGGCCGUUAUGAGACACACACACUGAGCGCAAGCACACACACACACAUGCGACAUACAUGAAAAAUUAGUAAAACAUGUAAGUGCGUAAGGGAGCGUAGCAAAGCGCUGAGUAUUUAUG